Molecule: messenger RNA, 2225 nt
Organism: Clarias gariepinus (North African catfish)
Lineage: Eukaryota; Metazoa; Chordata; Actinopteri; Siluriformes; Clariidae
Gene: dnajc11b
Product: dnaJ homolog subfamily C member 11
Exons: 16
Coding region: 22-1704 (560 amino acids)
Biological process (GO): cristae formation
Source: RefSeq, a predicted model, not a curated record
GGGGCUUCCUGCGGCGGAAACAUGGCGGCUGCCAUGGAAAAUGAAUCAGACCUAGGCAACGACGAUUAUUAUUCCUUGUUAAAUGUGAGGAAAGAGGCUACUCAGGAAGAGCUGAAGUCCUCGUACCGGCGACUGUGCAUGCUGUACCACCCGGACAAGCACAGAGAUCCUGAGCUCAAGAGGCAGGCAGAGCAGCUUUUCAAUCUUGUUCACCGGGCAUAUGAAGUUCUUAGUGACCCCCAGGCUCGUGCCGUAUAUGACAUUUUUGGGAAGAAAGGAUUGGAAGUGGAAGGAUGGGAGGUGGUGGAGAGGAAGAAGACCCCUGCGGAGAUCAGGGAGGAAUAUGAACGCCUGCAGAGGGAAAAGGAUGAGAGGAGGCUACAGCAGAGGACCAACCCCAAGGGGACCAUCAGUGUAGGAAUCGACGCAACAGACCUGUUUGAUCGUUACGACGAAGAUUUCGAAGAAAUGCCAGGAGCAGGUUUCCCUCACAUCGAGAUCAACAGGAUGCACAUAUCACAAUCUGUUGAAGCACCCUUGACUAUGACUGAUACGGCUGUCCUUUCAGGCUCUCUGACCACGCACAACGGAAAUGGAGGAGGCAACAUUAACCUUUGUUUGAGACGGGUCACCUCAACACGUGGCUGGGGAGAGCUGGAGUUCGGAGCCGGAGACAUCCGAGGGCCUCUUUUUGGAAUGAAACUGUUUAGGAAUGUCACUACACGAUGUUUUAUGACUGCGCAGUGUGGUAUGCAGUUCUCCUCUCGUGGGGUGAGGCCAAGUGCCGGCACCAUGAUGGCACGUCACCUGGACCAGAACACUAUGGGCUACCUGCAGUGGCGCUGGGGCAGCGAGUCGGCCAUGACCACCAGCAUCGUCCGAGACACCACAACCAGCCACUUUACCAUCGCCCUUCAGCUUGGCAUGCCUCAUUCGUACCUGAUGAUGAGCUAUCAGUACAAAUUUCAAGACGAUGACCAAACCAAGGUCAAGGGUUCUGUCAAGACUGGGUUCUUUGGGACGGUGGUGGAAUACGGUGCUGAGAGGAAGAUCAGCAGACACAGUGUUCUCUCGGCGACGGUCAGCAUCGGGGUACCUCAAGGAGUCUCUCUGAAAAUCAGGCUAAACAGAGCCAGUCAGACGUACCUUUUCCCCAUCCACCUGACAGACCAGAUAUUGCCCAGUGCUGUGUUUUACGCCACCGUGAGCCCUCUGGUCAUCUACUUAGCCAUCCAGAAGCUUAUAAUCACACCGUAUGUGCACAAGCAAAAGGAACAGGAGCUGGAAAAGCACAGAGUGAACUCAGCAACAGAUAUCUCCAAGAAGAGACAGGAGGCUGAAUCAGCUGUGCAACUGAUGCAGGAGUCAGUGCGGAGAAUUAUUGAAGCAGAGGAGUCCAAAAUGGGUCUCAUCAUCUUAAAUGCCUGGUAUGGCAAGUUUGUGCUGGACACCAGCCAGAAACAGGAGCGAGCGAAGGUCAUCGACGUGACGGUGCCUCUGCAGUGCCUGGUCAAAGAUUCCAAACUCAUCCUCACUGAGGCGUCAAAGGCGGGUUUGCCCGGCUUCUACGACCCAUGCGUGGGGGAAGAGAAGAGCUUGAAGCUGCUCUACCAGUUCAGAGGAGUCAUGCACCAAGUGCUGUCUGGAGACACAGAUGCUCUUCGGAUACCCAAGCAGUCACAUAGGAUAGACGCCGAGACGUAGGGGUCUGCAGUACACGUGCAACAGACAACGGCAGACAUGAACCGAAGGGCAAAUCCAAAGGGGUGUCCAAUUUUUUUUUUUUUUAAAUAUUUAUUUUGGUUUCCUGUUGUGAAGCCCUGUAUGUGAACUCUGCCCACUUUUUGUUAUCCUGUAUCUCAGUAUCAUAUCCAUAAUAACAGAGAGAAUAGUUGUGUGAUUUGACCAGGAUGUGAAACAGCUUUGAUGUUUUGACGUAACAAGAGCAGAACUUGAUGUGUAUUUAUUUACCAAACAGAAAGUUAAAGAGGUGUGUCUGAAUAAAAACAGCCAUUAGCAAUUGAGAUACACCACAUUUUUACUGAAUUAGCAUUUACGACACAGUUAAGAGUUAAAGACUCCUAGUGCUUGUUUUUUUUAUAUUUAGUAUUUAUAAUUGUGUAUUCAUUAAUUUAUUUAUUUAUGUAUGCAUUUGAUUGGACAAGUACAAGAUGGAUAUCACGCUAUCAAAAUUUAACAAAUUAAAAAUAAUAAUAUCUACAAAA